AUGUCAUACCAAGCAGCCACAAUUGUCGCUGCUCCAAACGAGUUUCGGGUGCCGUUCCCACCAUUUGUUCAAAUUUCUAAAGUCCAGUUUCAAAAGGACGGCGGAGGAUCAAAAUUGCUCGUGGCGUCAGGUUGGGAUGGAACAUGCCGCGUAUACGAAGUAGGAAAGCUCGGAGAGUUUUCUGAAAAACUCGUUUUCACACACGGAAAGCCUCUACUGACAUGUACAUUUGCUGGUUACAACAAAGUCGCCUUCGGAGGUGUGGAUCACAAUGUGAAACUUGCCGACAUCGAGACUGGAAAUGGAACACAGCUCGGAUCGCAUGCAUUGGCAGUUCGCUGUCUGGAGUUCAACCCCAUUAGCAGUCUCAUCGUCUCUGGUGGAUGGGAUUCUUCCGUGAAACUGUGGGAUGCACGAAGCUAUGGAAAUGGUGCAGUUGAUUCCGUGAAUGUGUCCAGCAGUGUUUACGCCAUGGAUGUUCUCAAGCACAUGGUUCUUGUUGGAACAAAAGAUCGGAAAAUCUACAUGUUCGAUAGUCGCAAACUCAGAGAGCCAGUGCAAGUUCGUGACAGUCCGCUCAAAUAUCAGACACGAUCUGUUCAAUUCUUCCCAACUGGAGAAGCGUUCGUUGUCUCCUCGAUCGAAGGCCGUGUUGCUGUUGAGUACGUGGAGCAGAACAGCGACCAAGUGAAGAGAAAGUAUGCUUUCAAGUGUCACCGCGAGAAAGAUGCGGAUGGCACCGAACUGAUUCAUCCUGUUCACGCUGUAGCUUUCCAUCCGAAAUUCGGAAGCUUUGCGACUGGAGGCUCCGAUGGAAUCGUGAACAUUUGGGACCCAUUCAACAGAAAGAGAAUCAUCCAAUUGCACAAAUUCGAAACUUCAAUCUCAUCACUGUCGUUCAAUGAGGACGGAACCCAGCUCGCCAUCGCUUCCUCAUAUCAAUACGAGAAGGAAGUUGACCCAUCUCCUGUCCCAAACAAUACGAUUACAAUCCGUCAUAUAACUGAAGCAGAAAGCCGACCGAAGUAA
Caenorhabditis briggsae is the source of this 1029-nucleotide messenger RNA. It is a transcript of the gene Cbr-bub-3, whose product is annotated as Protein CBR-BUB-3. Gene Ontology annotation, molecular function: ubiquitin binding. Lineage: Eukaryota; Metazoa; Nematoda; Chromadorea; Rhabditida; Rhabditidae. Gene Ontology annotation, biological process: mitotic spindle assembly checkpoint signaling. The record is from RefSeq and is a predicted model, not a curated record. Gene Ontology annotation, cellular component: mitotic checkpoint complex; bub1-bub3 complex; kinetochore. The transcript is spliced from 4 exons. Bases 1 to 1029 code for a protein of 342 amino acids.